GUCACUGAUGCAGGACACGAACAUGGCGGCUGGGCUCGCGCUCGUGUCCUCGCGGUUCCGCGGGCUCCUGUGCGUGCGCGUGCCGGUCGCGCGUGCGCUCGUCCCGGGUCUCGGUUCGGUCCAGACUCGGACCUUCGCCCUGGACCCGAACCAGAACCCGGACCCGGACCAGAACCUGAGCCAGAACCCCUUUUACUCCAAGUAUCGCGAGAAGAUCCGCGAGCUGCGCAGUUCAGAUCCUGAGGUGUAUAAAAAUCGUCUGGAGAAUCGUUCGUUGGUGAAAAUGGAGCGAGUGGGAAACAGUAAACAAGAAGAAUUCAUCAAACUCAUGGACACGACCACAAAGGAGGGGGCGGAGUCUUCGAGGACGACGUCCGGUGGCGCCAGCGGCAAAAACAAGACUCUGGACUCCAUCCUGAACUUGGACCUGGUGAAGGACAAAACGGGAGCAGAGAUUUCACAGAUUUGGACUCGAUAUUUUUCCACCAGAGACACGAUCAGUGCAGCCAUCCCCACUGAAACGUUUGAGUUGAUGCAGAAACGAUCAGAAAACUGCCCAACGUUCCUCUUCGUUCUUCCUCGCUCUGACGGGUUUGAGUUUUUUGUUGGACAAUGGAACAGAAACGAACUUCACUUCACCUCCCUCAUCAACCUGCAGACUCGUGGAGACAGCGCCCCCUCUCAGUUGCUCCUGUGUCAUUACACUGAACUCACAGACAAAGGAAUCGUCCUGAUGAACGCAGAGAAAGACCACAGCACCAUGGACGUACAUGAGGCUCAGUGUUUGGCCAAUCAGGUGCAGCUUUUCUACGGCUCCAGAGAUGGAGCGUUCCGAUUGGUCGAGGCCUUUAACCAUAAUCCCAAAGAAUUCAACCACAUGGACGUGAUCUUGGCGCUGGAGCAGAGCGCCGUCAUCUGACCACGCCCACUUCUUCACAAGGACACGCCCCCUCCUCCAGGCCACGCCCCCUGCUCCAGGACACACCCCCUGCUCCAGGCCACACCCACAGUGUUUUAUGGAUUUGUUGUUCAUAGUUUCGAUGUUUUUCUUUGUUCUGUUUCUUUUCUGACUCAUGAAAAACAAAAGUCCAGACACGAUGUCAAAUGAUAAAAUAAUACAUUUAUUUUGUGAUUCCAAAUGAGUUUAAAUGAGCCAAUCAGAGUCGAGCGGAGGACGUCCAGACGCUUCAGUAGAAAUGAACUUUUUAUGUCUUUGUUUUGUAGAAAAUGUUUUAGAAAACUGAAUGUCCCUGUGGUGAUGAGGGCGGCUGCUCUUGUGGCUGAGCGGCUCGUUGGUGCUCUUGUGGCUGAGCGGCUCGUUGGUGCUCUUGUGGCUGAGCGGCUCGUUGGUGCUCUUGUGGCUGAGCGGCUGGCACACUGAGCAGUCUGUAAACAGAAGUUCCGUUUGGUCGGACGCUGAAACGCUCCAGACGUCCACAGGAAACGUUUCCUCACAGAGACACCAGAGCGGAGACAGGCUCAGGUUCACCUGUCGCCCCCUGCAGGAUGCUGUAGGACGCUGCAGGACACUUUUGUCCUGAGGCCUGUUCCUCUCCUCACACUCACACUGUCUGCUGCUCUGUGAUUAAACGUCCCAUAAUCCUU
Molecule: messenger RNA, 1605 nt
Organism: Boleophthalmus pectinirostris (great blue-spotted mudskipper)
Lineage: Eukaryota; Metazoa; Chordata; Actinopteri; Gobiiformes; Gobiidae
Gene: atpaf1
Product: ATP synthase mitochondrial F1 complex assembly factor 1
Exons: 9
Coding region: 8-919 (303 amino acids)
Biological process (GO): mitochondrial proton-transporting ATP synthase complex assembly
Cellular component (GO): mitochondrion
Source: RefSeq, a predicted model, not a curated record